AUGCCAGCAAAAACAGAGUUUCUCAGAUACGCGAGUCCAAAUGAGAUGCGGACUAUCGCCCGUGAGGAUGUUGGUUACUAUCAUGCAGUCGUCAUUGGUGCAGUCUACGACUUCGCCGAUGGGGUCAACAUCAAGUCUCCUGCAACCUAUUUUCACGCGUUAAGACGCUGCAUCGAGGAGCAUCCCUUCUUCUGCGUCACGGUAGGAGAUAGAGACACCGACAAGGGAUUCUAUGAACGGGUGGCUCGCAUCAAUGUCGAGGAGCACAUCAGCUUCGUUGGGGACGAGAAUGCUGAGACAGACUCACUGGAAGCUAUUGGAAGAUCUAUGGAAACAGAGAUAGCCCGUCCUUUUGUCGCUGGAAUCCCACCAUGGAGGAUCGUGAUUCUUCCUCUCGGCCCGUCUCAAUGCCAUGUUGCAUUCUCUUUCUCUCACACCAUUGGUGAUGGUAUCGCCGGGGUUGCUUUUCACAAGACGUUUCUUGCUGGAUUGAGAGAAACCCCUGCAACGGAACCAUCAUCCACCAUUGCUCCCCCGGAUAAGCCUCUUCCUGAGCCAUUCGAUACAGCUGAAAGACUGCCAAUCUCAUGGUCAUUUCUACUGGCACCGGUUCUCGCUGAAUACAUGCCAUACUUUUUCGUUCGCUUGCUCGGCCUACGUGUCUCAGCAUCCCAUGUCAACGAAGGUACAUGGACAGCAGCGCCUAUCUUCUUCAAUCCCGAGGCAUAUCACAGCAAACUCAAAAUUCGACAAGUUGAGGCAUCACAGGUAAACAAGGUUAUCCAGCUUGCGCGGACUCAUGAUGCGAGGUUGUCAGGAGUCAUGCACCAGCUCAUCACCCGCGCAAUGAGCAAGGCAGUCAAGGACAGCAACGUCACCAAUUUCGUGGCGCAAACGGCUAUAAAUAUGCGAAGAUCAAUCGGCAUGUCCAAUGACGUGGCGAGUGAUAUUGUAUCGGGCUCCUACACUAUCCAUCUUCGGAGCGCUGCCACAGGUCCCUUGACUGAACAAGAAUGGGCAUCAGCUGCUGAAGCUACAAAGGAGUUCGCCAUGACUUCCACCAAACUCGACGACAACGCCAUUGGUUUACUGCGAUAUGUCCCGAGUAUGAGAAAAUGGACACUCGGUAAGAUUGGCAAGAAGCGGGAUUCGUCAUACGAGUUCAGCAACGUUGGUGUAUUUGAUGGCAACAACGCGAAUGAUGACAAGGUCAAGGUGUCCAAGCUGACAUUCGCGCAGCCUGGUCACGUUGGAGGAUGCCCAAUUUGUUUCAAUAUCGCCUCUGUAAAGACUGGCGAUCUGGUGUACACGGUUACGUGGCAGCCCGGAGCAUUGGGGCUUGGUGAUGAUGCGGCAGAGGAGAAGAUAGUGGAGGAGAUAUGCGACGAAGUCCAGCGUGGCUUUAACGAAAUAGCUUAG
Messenger RNA from Fusarium redolens, 1419 nucleotides. Its product is annotated as alcohol acetyltransferase. The transcript is spliced from 2 exons. The record is from RefSeq and is a predicted model, not a curated record. The coding region runs from base 1 to 1419 and encodes 472 amino acids. NCBI's taxonomy places the organism in Eukaryota, Fungi, Ascomycota, Sordariomycetes, Hypocreales, Nectriaceae. Gene Ontology annotation, molecular function: N-acetyltransferase activity.